This is a messenger RNA of Phacochoerus africanus (Common warthog), 802 nucleotides long. It is a transcript of the gene PIGY, whose product is annotated as phosphatidylinositol glycan anchor biosynthesis class Y. The coding region runs from base 1 to 216 and encodes 71 amino acids. NCBI's taxonomy places the organism in Eukaryota, Metazoa, Chordata, Mammalia, Artiodactyla, Suidae. The transcript has a single exon. The record is from RefSeq and is a predicted model, not a curated record.
AUGUUUCCGUCUCUUCCCACGCUGACUGUCCUUGUCCCCCUGGUCUCUCUGGGAGGACUGCUGUACUCGGCCUCCGUGGAAGAGAGCUUCCCCCAGGGCUGCACCAGCACAGCCAGCCUGUGCUUCUACAGUCUGCUCCUGCCCAUCACCAUCCCCGUCUACGUGUUCUUCCACCUCUGGACUUGGAUGGGGAUUAAACUCUUCCGGCAUAAUUAACGCAGCCAGAGCCACGAUGGUGUUUAAACUCGUGAUAUGCUUGAGUGAGUGUGUCUGAAAGCUCCGCUGCAUGGAAAUACUGGAAACCCAGACUUUGCAGGAAAGAGGCUUUGCUUAGCCUUUGUCAGAGGUUUAGGACUAUGUGACGUUUAAGCUGCAAGAGGCUUCUGUCUUGUAUUUUGGUUCUUCCCCUGCUUUUUGAAGGUUCUGAUUUAUACCUGGUAUCUCGGAAGAAACAUUUCAACAAAGUGGCUUUUUGGAAAUUAGCACCCCCCAGCCAUCAUCUGAUGGCUUUUUCUUAUCCCAUUCAUAAUUAAAAAUUACUAAUUGGAAAUUGCAGGUUUUUAGAUUCAAAGCCUUUGGUAAAGCCACAUGUGAAGGAUGACUGCGAUAAUUCCAAGGAGCUACGGGGAGUAAUUGUAGAGAAAUGCAUUUGGACUAGUGUGAUAUAAAACUAUAAUAAAAUGUAAAUUUCAUGUACUUGCCAAAAUUCUGAGUUUGUAAAAUUACCUUCAUUUCUUUGGCAUCAGAUGGCUUACAUUAUUAAUAAGAUAUUGACAUUUUCCAUAAAACAAUUUGCAGUUUU